Messenger RNA from Symbiodinium sp. CCMP2456, 1179 nucleotides. Lineage: Eukaryota; Dinophyceae; Suessiales; Symbiodiniaceae. The record is from the annotation of a GenBank genome assembly.
AUGAAAAGCCGACACUCGCCUGCAAGUGUCCUGCUGCUUCUAAGGAGCUGUUGCUUUGGAAAUAUGGGCGCUGGCGUGAAUCGCUUGCACCUCGAGGAAGCUCAGGCUCAAUUCGGUUUGCCCGCGAGCCGAUCGUCAGGAUCCAAGGCUGCGAGCUUUGCAAGUUCAUCCCACAAGAACACCCCGACCCCGACAGCUGUGAAGCCGAAUUCCUUAAACAAUCCUGGAGCUGGGCAAAGCGAACCAGGCGCGUUUGGCGACAGCAGGACCGAUCGCUGGCUUAACGAGGUGAAGUCUGCAGGUCGGAUAAAGCGAACGGUCACUUUCCCAGUUGGUGACUGGUUCCUGGGUGUUGGAGAUGGGGGCAUCGGCAGGGACAAGGAUAAUCCUGCAGGUGGCGCACUCAUCAUGAAAGGUUCGUUGUCGGACUUUGACGAGGAUGACCGUCCUCCCCAGUGGGAGACCAUGACCUCCGCCACGCAAGACCAGGAUGAAGCUGCAUUCCUUGGAGAAGGUGUCUCCCAGACAAAGGUAGACAGGAAGGACGACAAGAAGGCCAUGUUGGGGAGCCUUGGCUUGGACCCAUCAAGUGACGAGUUUAAGCAGUCGCGCGAGCCUCCGCCCGGUGGCUGGACCAACAAUGCAAGAGCCGGUGUGCAGCCAUUGCCAGAGAGAGGUUAUGGAGGAGAACUUCAGCUCCUGGAAGACCACAGGUCGCAGACUCUGACUUUCAGUGACCUGACAGACAGUUCACGCUUCACCUGUCAGCAAAAUGCCUGGGGUCCUGGUCCCGGCGGGCCGGCACCGGCUCCAACGCUCAAGGGCUACCCCCAUCCACAGUUGGAGCUUGAUCAUCCAGAGGGCUUCGUGCAUGUCCAUCUGGAAGACAAGUCUGCCGGCCCUACUCCGCAUGUCCUCUGGGAUGCUGCCUACGAUAUGGGUGGGACCGAGGUCUUGAAAGCGGCCGCGGCAGCCAUGUGGGGGCAGCGGCCCAACAUGGAGCUCAUUUGUCCGCCGAAGAAUGGGCCUCCACAUUGGUUCGAGUUGACACUUUCCCGCGAGUCCAACGUCAGGAGGCGCCCCUACAUGAUGCAAGACUUCAUCGCGUCGCAAGUUAUCUCGGCGUACAGGCCUGAUCACGACCCCCAGCUGGAUGCGUUCUCGCUGGCCAUGGAUUGA